Daktulosphaira vitifoliae (grape phylloxera) is the source of this 1707-nucleotide messenger RNA. RefSeq names its product PCI domain-containing protein 2 (gene PCID2). Gene Ontology annotation, molecular function: RNA binding; double-stranded DNA binding. The transcript has 9 exons. Gene Ontology annotation, cellular component: transcription export complex 2. Bases 258 to 1499 code for a protein of 413 amino acids. NCBI's taxonomy places the organism in Eukaryota, Metazoa, Arthropoda, Insecta, Hemiptera, Phylloxeridae. Gene Ontology annotation, biological process: poly(A)+ mRNA export from nucleus; transcription elongation by RNA polymerase II; post-transcriptional tethering of RNA polymerase II gene DNA at nuclear periphery. The record is from RefSeq and is a predicted model, not a curated record.
UAAUAAAUAAUAGUUUAUUAUCUAUAUAUGUGUAUUACCGGUAGUCGGUAUUAAAUAUUAUUACUCCUUCAGUUAUAUUAAUUUUUUAAAAACAUAGUAUUAUUCACACAUUUUCUUUUAUUACUUGAUUUUGUAUAUUUCGUAUAUUUAUUCAUGUAUAAACCUUUAACUGUUUGAAUAUUAUAAUUUUGUCAAAAAAUAAUUUUGUGUGAUUUAGAAUCAUCAAGUUUUAAUAAAAAUAAUUGGACUGAUUAAAAAUGUACACUAAAGAUUAUGUUUUGUCGACAAAUAGAUUUUACAAUAACGAAAAUGGUUUUGAGUUAGCGAAUUUUUUUUCAUUGCGAAAUAAUUCAUCUAAAAAAUGGAAUGAAAAAAAUAGUAUUGCUAAUUUACAAAGAAUCUCCGAGGAAAAUGAAUUAGAUUUUGAAAGUGAAAUUGUAUUGCAUUUAAAUGUCUUAAAAGCAAUUGAAGAACAAAGAUAUGAUGAUGCUUUUAAGGGACAACUUGCAAUUUUACAAAAUAUUGUGAAAUAUUUACAAUCAUCUGACAAUGAAAAUUGGAUGAUCCCACUCACCAAUACGAUUUGUGUUGAUCUUAGAUAUCUUUUAAAUGCGUAUGAUAAAUUUGAUACUACAAAAAAAAGUGUAAAAGCAGAAAGAUAUAAUGAUUUUCAAAAAAAAUUUAUUGAUGUCAUGAUGAUGUAUUUUCGUAUAUGUUCUGGAGAUAUUCGGGCACCAUCUCACCUUUCAAAGCGCUGGGCAAUGAUGUUCAUUGUUAAUCAAAUGUUACAAGUAUAUCAUAAAAUCAAAAAGUUUCAUUUGACUACUGGUUUAACAAAAACUAUAUUUAUGUGUCCAGACAAAACAAUAUUUCCUGUAGCUCAUGCUGUAACUUUUUACUAUUUUACUGGCUGUAAAGAAAUAUUUGAAGGAAAAUUCAAUAACGCCAGAGAUUAUUUAACAAAAUCAUUUCAAGGCUGUUAUAAAUGUUCAAUUAAAAAUAAGAGAUUAAUUUUAAAAAAACUCAUACCUCUCAAUAUGUUACAAGGAGUUAUACCAUCAAAAAGUCUUUUAAAAAAAUAUGAUUUAGAAAUUUUUGGAGAACUAUCAGAUUAUUUAAAAAUGGGUAAUGUGAAGAAAUUUCGAGAAUGUAUUGAUAUAAAUGAAGUGUACUAUAUGCAAUGUGGUGUUUACUUAAUUUUACAAAAAUUAAUUAACCUCGUUUACAGGAAUCUCUUAAAAAAAUUUUUUUUAAUUGCAAAUAAUCACAUUAUACCAAUUGAAACAAUUGCUGCAGUUCUCAAAACAUAUGAUGAUCCUGAAACUGAUUUUGAUCAAGCUCAAUCUUUAUUAGUGAAUUUGAUUUACAGAGGUUCACUUCGUGGUUAUUUAUCACAUGCACAUAAAAAAGUAGUUUUGAGUAAAAAAGAUCCAUUUCCUACGGGUAAACAGAUUUUUGAUAAAACAACAAGAUCCAUAAAUGAAAUAGGACAUAAUUAAUAAGGAACAUUCAAUUUUUUUGUUGUGAAUAAAUAUCAUUGAGAAUAAGGAUACUAAAAAAUAUAUAUGAUUAAGUAACAUUGUUUUCAUCUUCCAAAUUAAUUUGAUAUAUUAACUUCAAUGUUUUUUACAAUAUUAUAUAUUUUUAAUAUUAUGUUUAAAUUGGAAUAGUUUUCAUACGGUAAAAACAAAGGACUAUUAAAAACAA